AUGUCGGACGAUGAGGCCAGCAACAAUGGAGAGACCGAGGAGGACGAGGCGAUGAAGAAGCUCUUGGCUGGCUUUGUCGAUGAAAUGGGAGGAGACGAUGAUGACGACGACGACGGACUCGAGCAGUCUUCUUCUAGCAGCGCCCCCGAACGACGAGAAAUCGAGUUGCCAGAUAACGUGUUGGAUCACAUUGUUCUCGCAGCGCCAGAACUGGAACCUGCCAUUAUCGAGUUUCAGGAAAAGACGGGAAUCGAGCCUCGAAUUUCUGGUUCGAUCAAGGGUCUCGGUAUCAAAACCGCCCGUGUGUCGUUUGAGGGUGAUUCCUUCUUGGAGAUUAUUGCACCCGAUCCGGAAAAGGGAGGCCCUAUCGGUGCUCUGUUGCGUGCUUCGGGGUUGACUGGUCUUCAGCCCUUUCACUGGGCCAUUCGAAACUCCAAAACGGGGGAUCUCACGGGCCCCUUCAAGAAGCUGGGGUAUACCCCGGAUUGUAUCUCCAUGUUUGGAGCACGUCAAGAUGGAACUCCCAGAAAGUGGGAACUCUUGUAUCUCUAUGGGCACAAGCUGAAGGGCAUGUGCCCCUUUUUCAUUAACUGGGAUAACUCGGAUCAUCCCUGUGAAUCCAUGCCCAUUGUCGGUGAUUUGGUACAUGUCAAGGUGACAGCUCCAGCUGAUGAUCUUAUCCAUACACUCAUCAAGGAGACUUGCUCAUCCGGCUUUCAGUUGGAAGAAGGAACUGCCAAGUUUGAGGUCAAGUUUGACAGUCCCGAAGGAGAAGUCGAGUUUACUGCGGAUAGUAUGAUUGGAUUUAGGUUCCCGGGAUUUGAAGAUGAGUGUGGUCCUAUUGAAGGUGAAGAAGGUGCUCCCGCGCCCGAAUUUGCCAUGCCAGAAAUGCCCGAGAUGUUGGAGGUCGGAGAUCCGGACGAUCUCCCUGAUGUGGCCGAUUUGCCGCCAGUGGAAGGAGGGGGCGAUGACGACGAAGGCGGUGACGGAGAAAAGAAAAAGAAGAAGAAAAAGGACGGAAAAGAAAAGAAGAAGAAAAAGGAUAAGGACGACAAGAAAGAGAAGAAAAAGAAAAAGGACAAAAAGAAGGAAGAUGGCGGAGACGAAGGUGGAGACGAGUAA
Molecule: messenger RNA, 1122 nt
Organism: Seminavis robusta
Lineage: Eukaryota; Bacillariophyta; Bacillariophyceae; Naviculales; Naviculaceae
Source: the annotation of a GenBank genome assembly